GCCAAAAUUAAUGUUGGUUCUAACCCUGGACGGUGGCUAGAUGGGAAUGCUAGCUAGUAUUUAACUGCAUUGGUCUUUCCAUUCUCUGGCUUGUUGUGUGUCUUGUCUGUGUUCCUCCCUUUCAUUUGCCUUUUGGUAAACCGGGGUGGCCUCGAUUUGCUGGCAGUCGAUUCAUCAUCUAUCGACAAGAUCCCUACCAAUCUGCCUGCACGCACACACACACACCUGCUCCUUCACACCCACACGCACACUUUCUUUGCAGAGAGGGGAGUCGUGGAGAUGAAAGAGGGGUCCUCCCCCAAAGUCGUGAGAUCAGCCAUUAGAACAACAGUCAGUAUCCAGCGAAGAGAAAAAAGAGAGAGUAGUAUCAGGGUUGGUCCGUGGGUGGCUCUUUCCCGGCACCAUUCCAUUUGCAAAACAAACGCCCCAACCCAACGGCAGCCUGAGGCCCGCCGUCGGAUCUCGCUGCUGCUCAGUGCUCACUCACAGUCAGUCAGAGUCAGAGGGUAUCUCCACCUCCACGAACUGAAAUCAACUUACCCUCUCUUCCCUCUCUUCUUUCCCUUUCCCCCCUCCGCACUAGUUUCACUCAGUGCCCAUCGUCUGGACUUGCUUCCAGAUUUCCCCCCCUUACCCAUAUCUACUCCUCGACUGUAUAACUUGCUGUCUGGAUUCCCAUCCUUCUCUUGGGGGUUCCAACAGUUAGUUGGUUCAGUCGCCGUCCUUCCCUCCCCCCCAAACCUAACCGACCAAACCCCCUUCGCGUGUCAGCUGCCGCAUCGAUAUUGGCUGCUGCGUCGCACCCGUCAUUGUGGAUUGCGACCGCCCACUCCGUCCGUCUACUGGCCGCCUCCCCUCUCGCCCCUUCUGAACCCUCAUCAUCAGAACAGCCUGCCGUUCAAAUAAUGAGGUUCGACGCAAUUCGAAUCUAGCUUCAAUUCCUCCGUGUCGUCUCCCCUCCGAUUUUCGAUUUGCACCACCACUUCCCGGUGUCCCGCGUCGUCUCCGCCUGAUUGCGCUACGUGCGUCUGCCGUCCC
Molecule: messenger RNA, 1038 nt
Organism: Aspergillus costaricaensis CBS 115574
Lineage: Eukaryota; Fungi; Ascomycota; Eurotiomycetes; Eurotiales; Aspergillaceae
Exons: 1
Coding region: 280-906 (208 amino acids)
Source: RefSeq, a predicted model, not a curated record